Exophiala xenobiotica is the source of this 1639-nucleotide messenger RNA. RefSeq names its product queuine tRNA-ribosyltransferase, variant. The coding region runs from base 399 to 1496 and encodes 365 amino acids. Lineage: Eukaryota; Fungi; Ascomycota; Eurotiomycetes; Chaetothyriales; Herpotrichiellaceae. The transcript has 7 exons. The record is from RefSeq and is a predicted model, not a curated record. Gene Ontology annotation, cellular component: cytosol. Gene Ontology annotation, molecular function: tRNA-guanosine(34) queuine transglycosylase activity.
CUCUCUCCACGUUUGGUGAGUACCUCGUCAGCCAAUUUGACGUGUAGAAAUACAUCCCAGUGCCACUCGCGGCGGGCUGCAUUUCCGGCAGAAGACCUCAUAUGCAAUUGGCCUCUCGAGUAACCAGCCUGCGAUUUGACAUCCUCACCGCCGCAAGCCUUAGGCCAUCGUUUUCAUUCCGUCCCUAUGCAUUUGGACCGGUCGCCAACAUGUCCACCUCCACAUCCACUUCUACGAAGCCCUCGGCCCUGACCUUUGACCUGAAAGCGCGAUGUUCGGUAUGCCAUCCGCAGAGUGACCAGUUCCCCCAAACAAAAUUGACAAAUCCGUCCUUGGUCUAGACAUCCAAGGCUCGCGCCUCGAUUUUACAUCUGCCUCAUGGCCCCGUCGAACUACCCAUGUUCAUGCCUGUGGCGACGCAGGCAUCGCUGAAGGGACUGACCCCCGAACAACUUGAAGAGACCGGCUGCAGAUUAUGUUUGAACAACACAUAUCAUUUGGGCUUGAAGCCGGGACAGGCCGUGCUAGACGCAAUCGGAGGCGCCCAUAAACUGCAAGGAUGGGAUUACAACAUCCUGACCGACAGUGGUGGGUUCCAGAUGGUCUCACUACUCAAGUUGGCCAAAAUCACCGAGGAGGGAGUGAGGUUCCUCAGUCCACAUGAUGGCAGUCCAAUGUUACUCACACCAGAACAUUCAAUGUCCCUCCAGAAUUCGAUCGGGUCGGACAUCAUGAUGCAACUAGACGACGUCAUUCAAACCACCUCACCCGACCAUGCUCGUAUGAAAGAGGCUAUGGAGCGGUCAGUCAGAUGGCUUGACCGGUGCAUCGCCGCACACAAGUAUCCCGAGAGACAGAACCUGUUCUGUAUUAUUCAAGGUGGCUUGGACCUGGAUUUACGGAGACAGUGCUGCGAAGCCAUGGUCGAGCGAGACACGCCGGGUAUAGCCAUAGGCGGGCUAUCAGGCGGAGAAGCGAAGUCGGAAUUCUGUAAAGUUGUUGAUACGUGCACGGAUUUACUUCCAGAACAAAAGCCAAGAUAUGUGAUGGGCAUUGGCUACCCAGAAGAUAUCGUCGUUGCAGUGGCCCUUGGCGCAGAUAUGUUCGACUGCGUAUGGCCUACACGCACUGCUCGCUUCGGCAAUGCUAUCACCUCUUGCGGCGUACUUAAUCUGAAGCAUUCUCGCUACGCUAAAGACUUUGGUCCGGUCGAAGAAGACUGCACAUGUACUUGCUGCCGGCCGAAAGAGGACGGCGGUCUGGGCAUUUCCAGAGCGUACAUCUACCAUCUUGCUGCCAAGGAGACUGUUGGCGCGCAUUUAUUGACUAUGCAUAAUGUGCACCAUCUGCUCUCACUGAUGCGCCGUGCGAGAAACGCUAUCCUCGAAGAUCGAUACCCAGAGUUUGUCAGGAGUUUCUUCGCGAAGUACUUUGCGGACAAGGGAGUGCCGGAUUGGGCGGUCGACGCUCUCAGAGGUGUUGGCAUCGAGAUAUGAGAAAGGAGCUGUAUUCUCGCGUUUGUCGAGAGGGCAGUGUCUCACCUAGGAGAACAUCUAGCCCUGGCUGCUUUGCUCGACGCUUUCACUCACACUCAGACCUAUUUGGUCUUGCGUGCAGUCAUAUUAUACCGAAAAGUGCC